This is a messenger RNA of Sclerotinia trifoliorum, 1276 nucleotides long. The record is from the annotation of a GenBank genome assembly. Lineage: Eukaryota; Fungi; Ascomycota; Leotiomycetes; Helotiales; Sclerotiniaceae.
AUGAACCCCUUUACCCCAUUCUUAUCUUCUUAUAAUGAGCUAGCUGAGCGUUGGCAAAAGAUCCUUGGUUUCUUGAAAGGUAUGGAGGAAAGAGAGGUGGGAUCUCCAGAGGUUCUGAGGAUGAUAUGGGUGUUUAAACAGUCUUGCAAUGAGUUUCAGAGGUUUCAGGUUUGUCACUUACUUAACAUUGAAGAUGAAAAAGAUAAUGAGAAAAGACGACCAUACGUACUAAUUCUCCCAGGCCAAACUAGAUCAUUUUAGCGCCGAGUCUCCAUCCCAAGAUCCUGCAAGCCACCAUCAAGAACUACACUCUGACUUUAUCAAAAUUCGUGCUUUCUUUGCAGCUCUUGUGCAAAGUAUUCGCAACUACCACAAGUCUCGAGAAAUGGCCAAAGCAAGCUCUGCCCGUCCAGUCGAACCAUCUCGCAGAUCUGUCUCCUUUGCUGAUAAUCAAGAUACCAAAUCCGACAUCGCUCAGAUGGAAGGCGGUAGCAUCCUUAGAAGAAGUCCCAAAAAGCUCAUUAUCGCUUUUCCACAUCGACCGCAUCAAUCGAUAUCAGGAAAAGUUAGAAAGCCUCAUAUAGUUACAAGAAAGCAAGCUGAGUUGACUCUGGUCCUCCACAUCAGUAAGGAGUACCUCAGUUUGAAUGCACGACCUGAAAUCAAUAUGGAAGAGGAACUGCGACUUUGUGAGUAUAUCCGUGUUCCCAUCUUACCAUAUUUCAACUAAUUAGAGUUUCUUACCAUAAAAGCUGUUUUACGCUGCAAAAAGGUCGAGGAAGAUGAAGCGAGAAAGAAAGCAGCGGCAGCUGAAGAAGCAACUCGAGUGGCAGCAGCUGAACAAGAAGCAGCUCAACUUCAUCAAGAAGCACAACUUCAUCAAGAAGCUCAACUCCAUCAAGCAGCCAAUAAACCUCCAUUCGACUUUGAUAACCCCGCUACCUGGAAGAACUGCAAGCGAUCUAUUACUGAUGACGGUAUGCCUGUGUCAACGUCAAGAUCUCACGUCGCUGACAUGGAGGAAAUCAGACAAGCUCUAAUUACCACUACCACUGAGAUGUUCCACAUUGAUAAACUUAAAACCACAGCCUCCGCCAUCAAGGUCAAAGUUAGAAAUCAACUCCAUCUUGAACGGGAUUUCUUUAAGAAAAAUGGCUGGGCCGAAAGAGCCGAUAUGAUCAUUAUGAGGGCGUUUCAAGAGGCUUGGGUAAGUCUUCAGCCAAGCAGAGAAAGUCGUCCGCAGUACAUGAGAGGGCUCUGGACUACUAUUAACUGA